GGAAGGAGGGAGAGGAAGGUGGGACAAGAGAUGGUUUGUGUGUUGGCCAGUCGCCUGAGUGGGGUAGGUAUGUAGCGAGGUUCGCGCACGCACGUACGUACACACGCACACGGCGGGGCCACCAAGCCAGCCAGCGAGCAGCACAGCCAGCAGCUCCACCACGUCGGGACUCGCAGCACCAGUACGCUCCCGACGCCCCAGCCACUUGUUACUCGCUUCGGCCGCACCUGCUCCGCUUGCGGCAGCCGCUGAGGUGCUCCUCGGUCCUUCGAGGGCGACACUGUGUGCUGUGGAGGUGCUUGCGUCUGCUCGUGCUUUGCGACCGAAACGUGAAGUUUGGUAACGCGUGUGGAGAUCGGCGCUGUGAUUAACGUCGCUUCGCUUUUGGGUGCAGUGCUGUGUGCGGCGCGUGGAGGGCGGCGAUAUAAAGCGUUUGUGUUUUUAUGCGCCAAAGGGAAGCUACGCUGUUUGGGACGAGGCUUUGUCUCGGUUUAUUUCGAGACCGGGCGUGCGUGUGCGAGCGGGGACAAAGCUCGGAAAACGAGAGUGAGCUUCGUGGUGCAGCGUGUGCUCGGGAGAUGAAUUCGUGUGGUGACAGUGAUGCUUUAGCCUAUUGUGUCUUUUAACAAGGCGAAUGUGUAGUGCUGUCGUAGAGGAGAAUUGGAGAAGCAGGUAAGGACAGACCGACGGAGAGCCGUCAUCAAAAGGGUGAUCCCAAGGUACUGGAAGAGUUGCCAGCUCGUCAAUUAAUCCGCGGCUCAGGCCCCCUCCGGCCGCGAGCAAACAGAAUCAUCAGUCAAAGGCUCGCGGGAUAGAAAGCGCACCUGACACCUCUCCAUUAGCGUGGCAUGAGAUGCGAAGUGCGAGGGCAUGACAGACGUAAAUCUGCAGGUCCUUCGGCCGCGCCGGCACCGCGCGUGAUCUGAAUGGAAAAAUUAAAUCCCCGAAGCUGAACGCUGGCGGCGUGGCAACCCUCGAGUGGCCGUGCGCGGGUGGGAGAUGAUUACCCUCGUUGUUUACACCUGUAGCUAGUCACCUGGUGUGCGCUGGCCCCCGGUGCGCUGGGGGAAAGGGGAGGAAGGAAUUUCCUCCCCGGGGCGCGAGGAAACUGCGCGCGAAAGACGGAUGUGAUGAAGGCCUUUGUGGCUCCUAUGACAGUCAAGGUUGCACAAAAGUCAAGGUCGCGGAUCGGCGAGGCUGUGCUGUGUAUCUGCGCUGGAGAUGCCUGUGCUGAGGGCGAAGAGUCCGCGGGUGGAGGGCGGGCGGUGCUACCCCAAGGUGUGCUGGUCCGCCGUCACCCGCGCCACCCACUGGGGGAUCAGCACGCGCUCGUCCGCCCCCGAGACGCACUCCGCCAAGUCUGCGAGGAGUGCGAAAUCCUCGCAGAUCUUCAACGGCUUCCCAGUCGAUUCGGAUCAGGGCGGCGUCACGAGCAGGCCGGACGGUGAUUCAGAGGCGAACGGCUGCAGAAGGGAAAUGGGCGCUCCCAGGGCCCCCGCGGCCCCCGCCCGCCACCAGGGGGGAGUGCACGCCGCUCAGCCCCUCCCCGCGAGCGCGCUCCCCCGGGGGGCGCAGCAGCACCGCCAGGCUCGCCUCCAGCCCAGUACCCCUAGAAGUGCCACGCCGUCUCGGUCGUCUGCCUCUGCUUCCACGGGCAAGGGCUUGAGUAAUGGCGGUGCUUUCCGGGCGCCAGGGACCAGACUCCGCUUCUUCUCCAGGAGUGUAGCGGCGCCGCCCCCGCCUGCGUGUGACGACCAUCACUGUGACGUCGACGACCUGUGUGACGCCAGCAGUGCGAGCGACUGCAGCAGCGCCAGCGAUGCACACAGCUCCAGCGGUGGUCACAGCUUACGUGACUCGUGCAGUGGAAGCGACGACGACGGUGCUUGCUCUGGCACGUGCUGCAUUCCGGCGGGUGACGCGCCGUGCUGUCUAUUACCCUGUGCCCACACCUCUGCGGGUGCCAAGAUAAUUAGGAGUGCCAUCAGCGUGCCCUCGACGAGGCACUGUGGUUAUGGUGCCUAUGGGAACGAGAAUGACGCCAGCAUAGCCAAGAUGCCUCUGCGAGCUCGGAGCGGCGAGGGCGUGACGACAGCGGCGUGUAUGGGUGCUCUCAGCUGCAGGCUCAACGGCGCUCGCGAUGGCGGGGCCGGCCGGGCGGCGACGCCGAACGGGCAUUGUGAAACUCAGGUGCUUGACAGGUGCGACGAGGAGGCCCCGGCGCCCCGCCACCCCCGUGCUGAGAGUGAGCCGAGUGUGAGCAGAGACAAGGACGCGAGUGACAGGAACACGGCCCCGCGCGGCAUUGUGUGUCGUAUUGGCCGUCAGCAGGACAGCAGCGCUGCGCCGAUGGUGCGACAAGACACUUUCACAAUAGAGAGAGGGCAAGGCGGGAUCAGCCCUCGAGGGGAAGGGGGCCUCUCCUUGCCCAUGCUGUCGAGGCCGCUCUGCCCCUCCCCGACGCCCACGCCCUCCCUCGCCACCCUUAGGCCUAGGGCUGGCCAGAGUGGCACCUCCAACGGCUCCAAACUUAGGCCUCCCGCCACUCACUACCGCGAGGCCGCCCGCCUCAGCCCUGCCAGGUCGAACGGCGCUGCCUCGGCCCCGUACUCCCGGGGGUCGUUAUCGCAGCCCAGGGCGGCGCUCGCGGCCUCGAGGGGAGGGCGGAGGAGGAGCGCCAGUGAGAAUGGGGACUUGGGAGCAGAGGAAAGGCUCGGUGGAGGCGCGGACACUCCACCGUGGGAGCCUCACCAUGUCGCCAAGGGUCCACGUGGGAGUGGCAACACUAAGCGCGGUGCCCCGUACUCCCGCAGCAGCGUCAGCAGUGAUGAACACGAUCAACAGGCGGCCUCAGGACAGCAGAAGGAGGACCCGCCCCCCCACCAGCCCACGCACCGAGGCCGCCGUGCCAUGAAGAUCACAUUGCGCGAAGAGGCCACGAAAAAGAACACUAACCUCACUACUCCAGCGUCUAGGACUCGAUCAGGCUCCCGGAGUUCUGGUGGUUCCAGCCCAGCAACCAUACAUGGGAGGGCUCCACACAAGACUGCCACAGCAGCCCUAAUCGGGAGUCCAUGGGGGGGAAGGGGUAACUAUCAAAGCAAGAAUUUCACAUUCAAGCUCAGAAGAAGAAAAGCUGAAGCUGACAGAGAAAAAGUGAUUGGCUACGGGUACCAGGGCACUGCUGGAAGGAAUGGUGAAGGUGCUUCAUCAAAUAAUUCUAAUAACUCAAGCACAAAUGUGACAAAGAUCCCUGGAAGCUCAGGUCUAGUCAGAAACCGUGUCGCCAUGCUGGAGAAGACUCCUACAAAGACUACUCCACAACCACCAGUGAGAAGAAGCAGUCUGAAGAAACCAGUAAUCAGACCCACAUCUUUAGAAAAGACACCUAUUCUAGUCAUGCCCGUCACAGAAAAGACAGUAGAACUUAGUAAGCCUGUGUGUAGAAGGCUGGAAUACAGUGAAUGCAAGAAUGUGAAAAGUGAUGCACAAAAUGAAAUAAGUGGUGAAAUACAACAGGGAAUAAAUCCUAAACUUUCUACCUCACAUCCAAAGGCUGAAGACAUUCUGAUUGUGGGUUCAAUCGAGGUAGAAACACAUACAGACAAUAAUAUCCUUUUAGAAGCUGAAAAUCAUGGAAGUUAUUAUGAAAAUUCCUAUGAAAAAACACCACUUAUAGUCAAAGAAGUACCUUUGAAACAUAGUCCAGAAAACAACAAAGCAAAUGAGAACAAAGCAGCCAAUGAUGUUAUUGAAAAGGAAAAAUUACAUGUUGUUACAUAUGACGGGGAUUCAUCAGAAUAUUUGUCAGAGACUACUAAUGACUACACAGACAGCAGUUUAUCUGAGAGAGUUGAUGAUAGUUGUGACACAGGGGAAAUGGUGAAUGGGCAUUACCUCCAGUCUCCAGAUGAGUUUGGAAUGAAGAUUCUAACUCCUCAGUCUGAAUCAUCAUUUGAGAUAUUGGAAUCAUUAAGUGAAACAGUGGAGUUGAGCACAGAGGAAGCCAGGGAUGACUACUCACUCACAGAACCAGAAAUCAGUGAGAGCAAGGCCACGAUUCUUGAAGUUAAAAGACAAGAGUCAGCUGAGGGGCUGGCUCCUUCAAAUUCAGGUUCAGAAGGAAGAACAUCAACUGAAGAAUUAUCCAAACCUCCCUUGAAACCAAAACCAAAGCUUCCUUCUGUAUCACCAGAAAAACUGACAAACCCAAGUGAAGUGAGUAAGCCAUCUUGUAUCCCCACAGAUGCUCAUAUUGCCAAGUCAGAGAGUUCCCAAAAAUCACCAGUUGGGUCACCUGUUGACAAAAAGAAACCGGUGGGAAUGGGGAUGACUUUAGUCAAGGCAACAGACAUGAAAUCGUCUGUGGAUUCUUCUAUAGAUUCUCCAAAGUCAACCACAGGGAAUCCUAUGGUGGAAUCGUCUGACCGCUCAACGCUUUCUGGGAAAUGCACUCCCACCUUAAACUCUGGCAGGGGAGACUUGGAUCAAGAUUUUCUGAUUGAUGAUGAGAUCGCAGAUCAACCAGGCCUUAUGUUUGGUGGGUCCACAAUGGCAUCUUCAUUCUUCACAGAUGAUGGAAUAUUCGAUGACUUGACAGCAACCUCUCCAAGUCAUGUGCCACUUAAGUCAGCUGCAGUAGGUUCUGGUAGGAGUCGUGCCAACAGUGUGGACACAGCCUCUAGUCUCGGCGCUGAUGACCUCAUGCUUGACUUUGACAUAGAAGAGGGCAAAGCAGGAGGUUCGUCUAACAGGUCUUCUAACAGUUCGUCCCUCAGUGUUGGCCUCCCUGGAUCCCUAACAGGGGCGCGUCCAAAAAAGAUGCACCUUCGCAUUACCAUUCCUGGACGCAGAUAUGACGAGGAAGUUCUCAGUCCAGAUGCCAGCGAAAUCUUCAGCGAAUGGACAGCCAUGAUGGCGGAAGUGGGCAGCUCAGUUGCAGAAAGAUGUGUGUCUCGAGAUGGCAGCAGCGGAGGUGGGCGGACGUCGCGGCCGCGGCUGAACAGCUCCUCGGACGUGUCUUCGCCGGACCCCAGGCGGCCCACCGUGCUCAGACCGCCGCGGCAGGGUGGCUUAUCAGAAGGUGAGGGAGGUGGAGUCUGCAUCGACCGCACUUCAUAUCACUACAUGUGCCAGGAUGUCACCGCCCUGAAAACCAUGCUGCUGCGUCUCAGAAGAGUUCUUCAGGCUGCCGACACCAUAAAUCCAUUUGAUGCCAAUCUACGGAACUCAUUAUAUCUCAGCCUAGCCAGCAGUGACUCUCCCGGAGGCUGUGGGAUCAAUGGCGAUAAAGAUUCUCUUACACCAUCAGUGAUUGAGCUGUCCCAGGAAAACAUUGACUUACGGAGACAAGUAGUGCUCCUGCAACAACAACUGGAAGAACGAGACCGCACCAUAAGGCUCUUACAACAGCAAUUAGCACAGAGUUUAGUGAGCCAAAAAACGACUUGCAAUCCUACUGAUGCCGAAGCCCCAACAAACACAGUGAACGCUGCUACACAGACAGAGCGUUCCUCUCGUCCCACACUCACUGGAUCCAGCCUCUCGCGAGCGGCGUCCAUUGAUGAUGGACUUGGACCAACUGUCAGCUUCCGGCUGGGCAAGCAGGUACACGUUUUCUGAGGGUGAAGGUGAUUGUAUGGGUCGAGGACGAAGCACAUCAGCACCAGAGCAUCGCCAGCCCAGAGCAGCCAGCCAGCCACCGGCACUUCUUAACCGACAUCCUACUCAAUCAUGAUCAUCACUUGACAUGAAACCAACUUGCUAUGACACAAUGCCAGCUACAACUAUCACCUUUCACUGAUCCAAACUCAUACCAUAAUCAACAUGGACUUCCUAGGUUCAGUGAAUCUGUUACCUAUUUUUAUAUAUAUAUCAUAACCCAACUGACUUUAAGCUUGCUGCUUUCAAACCACCUAAAGUAAUGCUUUACCAGAUGUACGACUUCCUUUAAGACUGUGCUCUAACUGUCAGAGGCACUUCAAAAGUUGUAUAACGUACUCAAAAGGUGCAGUUUAUAAACUACUGAUUCAGUUGUGAUUCAGAAAAAUAUACAAGAUAAAAAGAUUAAUGAAGGACAUAGCUUCUUCUGUGACUAAACAUAUUCAUGCCUUUGGGGAACUUUUAGUGCCACAAAGUAAAACAUGGAAUGAGCUUGGGUUACAUAUGAAUUGUGUAUCACUUAACCUAAUUGUUAUAAGAGCAGCCUUCCGGUCUCCUAACUUUGUGAUACUCUUCAUAUCUGCUCUGUGUUCAUUCAUGCUGAAAAUUGAAAGCAGUCAUUGUUUACACUUAUUGGCUAAGAAAAAGUUAAUAGUUGAGUGGUAGAUCUAUUGUGGGGAUUCUUACUGUAACAUUCUUAUGGAAUAUACAAAAAUCUGUUAUAGAUGCUUAAACCUUAUUGCAAUGUAUAUUGGUUCUGCAAGCAACUGUUGAAUAUAAGUGUAUUAUACUGGUUCUGAACCUACAUAGCAACAUUACUAUAGAUAGCAGACAUUUAGCUGCUAACAAUGUGUUGUAAGCUUCUGAUGUAGAAGUUGUAGACAAUAAACUAUAUGAAGUAGAAUAUGCCAUAUUAUAACUGGUGUAAGCAGUUUUCAUAAUUUUUGAGCAGCUUUACAGGGAAUGGAAGCACAACUUACAAUAGUAAUUCUCCAGAAUAAUAAAGCUGUUCCUUUACAGAAUAGUCAAAGAACUUGGAGUCUAUCCAUCAAAGCAUGACCAAUAAAUAAACUUAUAAUCAUAUGAACUGCUUGUGAUCAACACUUCUUGCUGCACUGCAAUGAAAGCUCGCCAUUGAUUCAGUGUAAUUUAUUGUCAUACGUCAAGUCACCCUCAAGCAUAAAAUAUUCCAAGGCUGCUCUUGCUUGUCCAAUAAUGACAUGUGGUAAAAUCAGGGUUUGCUGACAUGAGAAGAAGCUACACUGUAAAAUUAAAGAUGAUGUAUUACAAAUGCUUUUAACUUAUUGACAUUAUUUCAUUAUUUUUUACAUAUAGGGCUUUAUGUAUUCAUAGGAUCACUGUAUAUAAACAUGGACAUGUACUUUACCAAAGGAAGAAUCAGAGAUUGCUUGGUACAUGUUGAAAAGUAGUUCCUCUCAUGUCAUAGUGCCAAACCCUGAGGUUAUCACAACUAUAUAACAUUUUUAUGAGUGUCUUUGCUAAAAUUUAAGCUUAAAAGGACCAGUAUGGGAACUACAGUAUGUAGAUAUGAUUUUUUUUUUGAGGACAUGACUGGUUAAAAAGUCUGUAAAUAGGAAAUAUAUUUAUUGAAGUAUUUAUACCUCAUGAUCCAAAUUCACAUUCACUUGCUUGCAGAUGAGUUCGGGAUAAGUAACAUUGGAUAUGAAUAGAUCAGAAAAAAAAUUAUACCGUUAAAAUAAAUACUGUUUUAUUGCAUUUUGUUACAAACUUCAAGGAUUUCAUUACUUUUAUCUUCAAAGAUCUCUUAUAAGUCAGUUGCUCAUCUGUCCUGCAAGCAUUUGAUGGUGAAACCAAUGCCAAAGAACAUGAACUAUACUUCUGAUUAUGUUUUGUUAUCAUUUCUUUAGGAACUGUGAUGUUUAGUUUGUGAUAGUAUUAUAGAUUCUAUCCAAAAAAAAUGUGAACAUUCCAUUGUCUUUUAUCUAAAAUGGUUGUCCAUAUUUUUCAGUUUUGUUAAAGGUUUUCAAAUAGGCGUACACUUAAUGUUGGCUGUAAUUUGAAAGGAAAAGUGUACUUUGUCAUGAAACAAUAACAGAGAUCAAUAUUUUAUUUAGCAAUGUUUUAAAUUUUUGUUAAGAGUCCAACUGUUGUUGGAAUUAUUAGGGAAGAUGAUGGCACAUGUAUGCAGUGUUGUGAAAACAAGUGCGUGUGAGCACUGCCACUUGUGCUUAGCUUCAAAUUUAUCCAGUGGUUGUAAAUGCGCUGACAUGCCAACUUAUCAUAAAUAUAUACAAACAAAAAUA
Penaeus vannamei (Pacific white shrimp) is the source of this 7946-nucleotide messenger RNA. NCBI's taxonomy places the organism in Eukaryota, Metazoa, Arthropoda, Malacostraca, Decapoda, Penaeidae. The record is from RefSeq and is a predicted model, not a curated record.